AUGGAAAUCGCCGGUAUUGCCCUCGCAUCAGCGUCUGCUGCUCACGAGCUUUGCAAAUGUGGAAUCCGUAUCUACCGUCGAAUCAAAGACGAAGAGAAAUUGACUCUAGUACUGAAAGAGUUCCAGAUGUUUGACUUCCAAGAUCGGCGAACACAGCUUGGUAUUGAUAUCAAGCUUGCGCAGGGAGUGUUGAAAAGUCCAAACAUCGACGAAGAACACAAAGAACGUCUGAAACAAAACUGGGAACGUAUCAAGACCUUGUUCAUCAAGGUUGAUGGAUUGAUCGAAAACAUGGUACAAAACUCGUCAAUUAUGGCAUCGCGUGCUCGUCACAGGGCUCGAGAUGCACUACUUGACCUCGGCGGCACUAAAGCAAUUUCCGUCGCGAUUCAAGAAUUUCAGUCUGUUGUUCUUGCGCUUCGCGAGCUAGAAAAGGAUGAAUCCGAAUUGUUUCUGUCGCCUAAUGACUUCCAGCCUUUGGAAGUCGACAACAGGGUGUAUGGCUCAUUCAAGAACGCCUUCUUCGGCAGAGGUCGAUUGACUGACCCCAUACCUGGUGUACCUAAUACACCCUGUUGGUUUAUAUUCGAGCCAAAGCCAUACGACCACGGUAAUCCACAGCAGAAGGAGGCAACAAAGCAGAAUGUUCGAAUAUUAGCGCAGAAGUUACACCAAGCCCAGCAGGACAAUGGUAUACUACGUCUGGUAGGGUUUCGAGAUGAAUUUGAGGAGAAGCAGGGACAUUUCCAGCUCAUUUUCAAGUUUAAAGGAUCAUUCUCUCCCAGUCUUGAAGGCUAUCUUGAGUUCAAUCCCAUGCCUUCCCUCAACUUCCGUGUCAACCUCUGUAACCAGCUUGCUACUGCCAUCUUGCAAACACAAACACUCGGUCUUGUGCAUAAGAAUGUGCGACCUGAGAAUAUCGCUGUGUUUUCCGAUUCGACCGGCAUACAAGCAGAGAGCGAAGACAAUGUGGCGUUGUUUCUUAUUGGAUGGCAGUACGCCCGGCAAGUUGAGAGAGGAGUCACUGUCCUGAAAGGAGAAACCACAGUGCAACGAAAGAUCUACCAGCACCCCGAGAGACAAUUUCUCCAGGCCGAGAAAGAAUACAGCAUGGCACAUGAUGUAUACAGCCUUGGCGUAUGCAUGAUUGAGAUCCUUACCUGGAAUAGUCUGUUAAUAACAACCGAGCCUCCCGCUAUGUCCCAGGAUUUCAUCAAAGCUUUUGAAAAGCUCGAUCUCGAACGAGACGAUGGAGAACCCUAUACCAAGUACCCAUACCAGAUCAAAGAAACGCUCUGUUAUAUGUGUGACGACCUACUACCUGCAAUUGCGGGUUAUAAAAUGGCACGUCUCGUCAAGGAUUUUCUUACGUGUCUUGAUGAUGAGGAUGGGGAUGAGGAUGACACGAGCCGAACUCAACAGUAUGCUCCAUCCCAGGACAAGGAUAGAAGACAGGUUGCAGUCCAUUUUGUUGACACGGCCUUGAAGGCGUUGAGGGAUUUGGAGAGCGCUAUCGCGUAA
Messenger RNA from Fusarium poae, 1521 nucleotides. RefSeq lists its product as uncharacterized. Gene Ontology annotation, molecular function: ATP binding; protein kinase activity. Lineage: Eukaryota; Fungi; Ascomycota; Sordariomycetes; Hypocreales; Nectriaceae. The transcript has a single exon. Gene Ontology annotation, biological process: protein phosphorylation. The coding region runs from base 1 to 1521 and encodes 506 amino acids. The record is from RefSeq and is a predicted model, not a curated record.